Messenger RNA from Penicillium daleae, 1206 nucleotides. RefSeq names its product alginate lyase family protein. The coding region runs from base 1 to 1206 and encodes 401 amino acids. The record is from RefSeq and is a predicted model, not a curated record. Gene Ontology annotation, molecular function: lyase activity. Lineage: Eukaryota; Fungi; Ascomycota; Eurotiomycetes; Eurotiales; Aspergillaceae. The transcript has a single exon. Gene Ontology annotation, cellular component: periplasmic space.
AUGAUUCUCGCUAUGCAUGUGCUAUAUACACAUUUACUACUCUUGGCGGCUAAGAGUGUAGCCGCUUUGCCCAAUCAUGGAGACUCCCACUCCGCGAAAGCUCCUGACACUGUUGUCAUUGAUGGCCAUCGCUUAGUGGAUGCAAAGGCGCAGCUUAAUAGAGGCAAUGACUCUCUCAAAGCUUCCCUGGAUCAUCUCGUCGGCCAAGCGGAUAGUUGGCUUAGUCAGGGCCCCUGGACCGUUACUUCAAAGGCCAAUGCGCCUCCCAAUGGCACGAUCCAUGACUAUGCCUCCCAAGCACCAUACUGGUGGCCUAAUCCCAACUCUGCGGACGGUUGCCCUUACAUUAAUAAGGACGGUGUACGCAACCCAGAAGUUGACAACUACCCGGACAAGAUCGACUCGAUUAAACUGUUCAACUCAACAUACGUCCUCUCGCUGGCGUGGUACUAUACCGGCAACCCAAAAUAUUCCUAUCAUGCGGCAGACAUCAUUCGAACUUGGUUCCUCAACCCAGAGACGGCCAUGAACCCUAACCUCGACCAUGCGCAGAUAAUUCCCUGCGCCAACACUGGCCGAUCGAUUGGUAUCAUCGACUUUUCCCAGGACUAUACUGAAGUUAUCGACGCAGUUGCUAUCCUCAACACUGGUGCCCCUGGAUGGAGUAAAACGGACGCAGCAGCAUUCCACGAAUGGAACAAACGAUUCCUUAUAUGGCUUGCCUAUUCGCCGUUCGGUGUUGAAGAAUCUAGCGCAACGAACAAUCACGGCACUUUUGCAAAUAUGCAAAUCACCGCCCUUGCCCUCUUCACUGGAAACCAUUCCCUUGCACUCAGCAAGGCAAAUUUAGCAAAGGACUUUAUCGAUAACCAAAUUACGUCCAACGGCUCCCAACCUCAAGAACUUGCUCGGACGCGGAGCUUCCACUACUCCAACUUCGAUCUCACCGCACAUCUACGCUGGGCAUUAAUCGCACGAAAACUAGGCGUCGACUUGUUCAAGUACGAAGGUCCACAGGGUCAGACACUCUUCAAGGCGGUGAACUUCUUGGUGCCGGCGGCAACCGGCGGUGCGAGUGAUUGGGCGUAUCCCGAACUGCAGUUUACUCAGUAUGCUGCAACAGAUAAUAUCCACGCAGCAGCGCAGGAGGGCGAUCUCACGGCAGAGGGGGCGGUGAAGAAGCUACAGCCCCCCUCCCGGGAGUGA